AGCACAUCAUCCGCGACGUUUGCUGAGCCGCCGAUGAUGGUGACGCAUCCUUUCGAACUCGGUCUCAUUCUCACGGUCGGGCUGACCGUUGUGGCAGCCCAGAGCAACUAUGGCCGACGUAAGCAGAGGGGGAACGCACACGCACCAAAUUCACCAUGUUUCCCGGCAGAUCUGCCCGAAAUGUCUGCUUUUGCGGCUCUCAUGCGGAUAUGGAUGGCUGUGUGGCUGUAUCCAUGGCUGCAGACGUGUCGGCGGAAGAUGUUGCCGUACAGGGCACUGAAUCCCUCGCCACCGAGGGUGGGGCAGGGCGGAAUCUGCAGACUCUACAGAGGGAUCUAUCGUUUCUGCUCUGUGUGUGUGUGUGCAGUUGGGCAGAUGGCGUUGCUGCAGCUGCAGCUCAACCACACCCUGACCACCAUCACCGCCGCUUACGCCCUUAGCACGGCCGCCAUGACCACCAGCACCGCCGCUCACGACCUCAGCACGGCCGCCAUGCACGCCAUCGACAAGGCCCGGCAAAUGCUCUAUACAGACGCCCUCGGAGGUGAGGGCGAUUUCAUGGCUCCGUCGCUCUGCUCACACACACAUGUGUGUAUGUCUGCGCUGUUGUGUGUGUGUCUGUCCGGGACCGCCCGGCUGCAGACCGGUGCAAGGUCAAUCGAUCGUUCCCGGACUAUGAGGGGGCCAAGAUACUGCAGCGCUGCGCCAAGGAGGGUUACGUGUGUGUGAUGGACAAAGAAGUCCAUGCAGCUGACUACGUCCCUGGCACCUGCUACAACUGGUUCAAGAAAGGCGAGAACAACGCCGACUACCAGUGCGGCGACGCACCCAUCCUGGAGGAAGACGGCUUCUUAUACUGCCUCAGGUAAGGAGGUAUAAACACCACACAAACAGACAGCUGGAUGGAUGGACCGACGCACUCUGUGUGUGUGUGUGUGCGACCCUACCCUGCCCGUGCGUGUGUGCAGAGAACCCACUGGGAUCUUGCGCGUGCCCAAGUGGUAGCCGGCCACUGAGGACCGACAGCCAGCCACACCAAGUAUGUCUCUAUCCCCCAACCAACCAACACUGCCGGCCAUAGCCACGGUAGCCAGCUGCAGAGACAGACAGACAGAGAAAGACCCAACUCAUUCAGUUAGUUUAAAGGGGAGAGAGAGAGAGAGAGAGAGAGAGAGGGGAGGGGGACAGACAGAGUCGGAUCCAUCCAUAAAGGUGUGUGCUUGAUGCACAGCAUCAUGCACUCAUUCAUUCAGUCAUUCACUCAUGACCCGAUCGGUCGACCCCUGGCUGCCUGCCUGCUUGUGUGUGUGUGUGUGUGCGUGUGUGAGUGUGUUUUAAGAUGGCUGCACGUGUGGUUUGUGCAGUCACUGGUGGCAGCGUGCCGGCCGGCUGUACGUAUGUAUGUCUAUAUGUGGGACCCUCGCCACUCUGAAAAUGUGCAGAGACA
Messenger RNA from Vitrella brassicaformis, 1447 nucleotides. NCBI's taxonomy places the organism in Eukaryota, Vitrellaceae. The record is from the annotation of a GenBank genome assembly.